AUGAACGCAUCGGAAGAAAGGAUUGCAAACCACUGCGAUCCGAAAAGGCUAUGGAAUUUGAUUGUGAACUCACAAGAAAAUACUAGCACCGUCACGUUGCCCUCCGGUUACAUCUUCAACAAGAGUGAAGUGAGCAAUUUGUAUUACGCGUAUGUGAUUUCACAGAAACUUGAUAUCGUGGCUUUACCGAUUUUGGAAAUCGUACUGGCUGUGUUCGGCAUUCUUGGUUCAGUGUGUAUCCUGAUCACGAUUACACACCAGUGCUACAGUCAGCGCUUGACUUUCAAGAGCUUCAUGGUUGCGCUGUCCACAUCCGACUUGGUGUUCAACGUCUUCGCCAUGCCAUUCGUUUCCUUGUCCCGCUUUACGACAUUCUCCGGCACACCGCAUGCGGCAAUUUCAUACACGGUACUGGUGACGAUGUGCAUCGUCAACGUAGCGUCGUUGUUCAGCGACUUGACUUCGUUGUGCAUGAUGUUCGAACGGUACGUCUCGUUGAUGAAACCGUUCUACUGGCACAGCAGAAACAGACAGUGGAAAAAAUGGUUCUGCAUAACAGCGUUACUGCUCAACGCCUGCAUGUCUACGUUCCGACUGUACAGUCCGCUGAAGUACCGCAUAGAGGCUACUGGCGGGACGUCUACGAAAGUACCGUUGUACUACGUCACCUUUUCCGAUUUUCGCGGAACGCUGUGGCAUCGUGUGCUUGGUCUGAUUUGCGACAUCGUGUUGCCGCUGACCAUACUGGUCGCCAUGCUUUACUUCUCUCUGCAGACGGUUACCGUAGUCAAAAAGCGAAAGAAGAUCUUGCCGUCCAGAAUUGCAGUCCAGAAAAGCUUCAUUGAAGGAGGCGUUGUUUGCCCUCCAACCAGUUCUCUUACCACCUUCAGCAUCUCAAACGUUGACCAACCCGAAAAGACAAAGGAACUCGAUAGCAUCAACAUGCUCAUAUUUUGCACAGCCGCCCUGACAAUCAUCUGCGAAGUCGCUUACACCUAUCUUUGGUUCCUGAAUUUAUCGCUCGGUGACGAAGUGUCCAUGAACGACUGUAUGAACAAAGACCUGACUCGAUUUAAACUCAUCAAACAUGUUUUGAACCGCUAUUCAGCGGCUGUCACAAAUUUCGUUGAGUUCGUCACCCGAGCAUGCAACUUUUACAACUAUCUGACGUUCAGCGCGGUUUUCCGCAGUCAGUUUGUGGAACGAAUGAACAGUCUGAAAAUUAUGAUCUCAAACAAAUGUUUAUAUUAA
Soboliphyme baturini is the source of this 1251-nucleotide messenger RNA. Lineage: Eukaryota; Metazoa; Nematoda; Enoplea; Dioctophymatida; Soboliphymatidae. The record is from the annotation of a GenBank genome assembly.